This is a messenger RNA of Gasterosteus aculeatus aculeatus (three-spined stickleback), 2026 nucleotides long. Its product is annotated as protein NipSnap homolog 2. The record is from RefSeq and is a predicted model, not a curated record. Gene Ontology annotation, cellular component: mitochondrion. NCBI's taxonomy places the organism in Eukaryota, Metazoa, Chordata, Actinopteri, Perciformes, Gasterosteidae.
CCUAUUGUUCUGGCGGUGAAUUGCUCUGCAACACACGCCAACGUCAGCUCCACCGGGAACGCGCCGGACCUGCAGCCUCAAACCACAUCCAGCUGGCAGCUUCCAGCGGAAAGAUGGCGGCGCGAGUCCUCGGCAGGGUGGCCAAAGGCCUCAACCGGACGAGAAAUGGGCUUCGGGAGAACGGACAGGUCACGGUUGUCGUGAGAAGCCUCUCAGCUCAGCGGGAAGACAGCUGGUUCAAGUCUCUGUUUGUUAGAAAGGUUGACCCCCGAAAAGACGCUCACUCUCAUCUGCUCGCCAAGAAGGAAGACAACAAUCUGUACAAAAUACAGUUUCACAAUGUCAAGCCGGAGUGCCUUGAUGCCUACAAUGAUCUUUGUGCGGACAUCUUUCCUUCCAUUCAUGCUGACCCUGAAUAUCCCUGUGAGCUUGUGGGCACCUGGAACACCUGGUACGGAGAGCAGGAUCAGGCAGUUCACCUGUGGAGAUAUCGGGGAGGAUACCCGGCUCUCACUGAAGUCAUGAACAAACUCCGGCAGAAUGAGAGGUUUACAGACUACAGGAAGCAGAGGGGGACGAUGCUGCUGUCUCGUAGGAACCAGCUGCUGCUAGAGUUCAGCUUCUGGAACGAACCUGUCCCCCGUCCAGGACCCAACAUCUAUGAACUCCGAUCAUACCAACUCAGGCCAGGGACGAUGAUCGAGUGGGGGAACUACUGGGCGCGUGCCAUCAACUUUCGGCAGCAGAAUCACGAGGCCGUGGGAGGCUUUUUCUCACAGAUUGGAAGUCUGUACACGGUUCACCACUUAUGGGCUUACAAAGACCUUCAGUCCAGAGAAGACACGAGGAAUUCAGCCUGGCAGCAUGACGGCUGGGAUGAGGUUGUUUAUUACACAGUCCCCCUGAUUCAGCACAUGGAAUCUAGAAUAAUGAUUCCCAUGAAGAAUUCGCCCUUGAAGUAACCACGUACACAGAGGAACCUCAACUGUCACACUGAUCCGUGGAGCGUUAACCAACCAUCGGUCGGUGCACUGCCAGGAAAAUAUGCAGCAACAUCAUGUUUCAAUUUUUAUUUCCUUUAUCUUUUUUUCAUCCACUUUUCUUUGUGGGCCAAAAAUCUUAUUUCAGAUGCGCUUAAAACAUUUAUUAUCAAAACCAGAGCUGUUACUGAUCUGUUAAUGUGCUUUGUGGAAACAAAAUAUCAUCUCACAUGCACCUGCUCUUCUAUUUCUAUGUCAAUAUUUUAAAAUUGUCUGAUUUUGGAAGGUUUUGAUAAUUUAAUAACAUCAGUGUAAGAGUGCGAUACCAGGAAAAGACUUGGAAUACGACCUGAUAAUGUCUGAAGGUCUCAGAAAUGUGACUUAUAAAAUCUGUGGCACUGGCAUUGAUAACGAAUCAAACAAAAGUCACUGCCUCCAGAGCUCAGAGUUCGAAUGAAUAGAAUAAGCUUGUUAAGAUGUCACAGGUCUAUUAUAGGGCCACAUAUGGACUUUAGCUUUAUAUUCGUAAAGUUUGACCAGGUCUACUCAUCAAGAAAACUAUGUGGAUUUGUUCCAGUCAACUGAUAAUAGCGUGUAUCAGUUAUUCGUUUAAAAAAGGACUCAUAACACCACCAAUAUGAAGACCGAGCAAUUAAAGUUCACCAAUGCACCACAAGAGUCCGACUAGUCAGAAGACAUGCCAGACUGUGAUGUAGUGCACAUCCAUGUCACACCAGCUGAAAUGCGCAACAACAUUGAACUAAUCUAAAUGCUGUACGCUAACUGGUUUGACUUACCGCUUUGUCAAGACGUAAAUGCCAACCGGAUUGUGUGCACUAACUAAAAAUGAAUGGUCAGAUUGUAGAUAUACAUAGUGGGUUUAUUGAUAUAUCCAGAUUCAUGGUAAACAAUCGGUUAAUGAAGUGGGAUAUUCUAAACUAUCAUAACAAUGGUAGAAGAGGAAUAUUCAUAUUUGGUAAAUGCGAAUCAUAGUGGUUCAAUAAUUUUAGUUGUACAUAUUGAAUUAAACGCCUGAUACAAACCGA